UUGUUGGUCGUCAUCAGUAGCACCAUCUCAGCUCAGGAAUCAAACCUUGAUCCUCGUAAAGGAGACGUGACUAGUAAACAAGCUAGGCUAGUCAUCUAGCUAGCAGGUCACAGCAUUGCGAAUAUGUAGCCGCCAGAUGAUAGCACUAUACUUCGAAACUGAUAAUUAUAAUAUGGCGGAUGGUGUGAUGGCAAGCAAUAUAACAUACGGUCAAUUUCUGAAUGACAUUGCUUCCCAGCUUGCUUGCGUUCAACCCACCGUGGCCUCGCUAGCAACCAGCUAACGUUAGUUGGUGGGUAGGAGUUGCUAUUAGCAGACAGACUGAAUUUGGCUAACGUUAGCCGUCGAUCUAACGACAUUAAAAUGGUAACGAGGUUGCACUAGCUAAUAGCAGAGGGAAAAUGAAGAGAUCUAGAAGUGUUGGUGCAUCUUCACCUUUAAAUGGAAUUGGAAGACACGACGGAGAGUCCCGGAGGAAGAGGAAGGAGGCGGACAUCUCGCAGGCUCUGAACGUGACUCCCGUGGAUGUGGCAGCCCUGAGGAGGAUGGCCAUCAGCGAAGGAGGUCUGCUCUCCGACAACAUCCGCUGUCUGGUCUGGCCACGACUUCUUAACGUGCCCACCCACAACCUGCCAGAGAAACCAGAGUUGGUUGAGCGGGAGAAUAACAAGGAUUACAACCAGGUCCUUCUGGAUGUCCAGCGCUCGCUACGAAGGUUCCCUCCGGGCAUGCCUGAUGAACAGCGCGAGGGUCUGCAGGAGGAGCUGAUUGACAUCAUCCUGAGAGUUCUGAAGAGAAACCCACAGCUGCAUUACUACCAGGGUUACCAUGACAUUGUUGUCACCUUCCUAUUGGUCUUGGGAGAGCGCAUAGCAACCGCGCUGGUUGAGAAGCUCUCGACUCAUCACCUCAGGGACUUCAUGGACCCUACGAUGGAUAACACGAAACAUAUUCUGAACUACCUGAUGCCCAUCAUCGAGCGGGUUAACCCGGAGGUGCACGAUUACAUGCAACAGGCAGAGGUGGGAACCAUCUUCGCCCUGAGCUGGCUGAUCACCUGGUUCGGCCACGUCCUGUCAGACUUCAGACACGUGGUGCGGUUGUACGACUUCUUCCUGGCCUGCCACCCCCUCAUGCCCAUCUACUUUGCGGCUGUGAUUGUGCUGCACCGCGAGGAGGAAGUGCUGGACAGUGAGUGUGACAUGGCAUCUGUCCACCACCUGCUCUCUCAGAUCCCUCAGGACCUCCCGUACGAGACGCUCAUCAGCCGGGCUGGAGACCUCUUCGUUCAGUUCCCCCCCUCAGAGCUCGCCAGAGAGGCUGCCAGCCAACAGACGGCUGCUUCCACCUUCAAAGACUUCGCCCUGGCGUCGGAGCAGCAGCGGCCAGACUCUGUGCUACGGCGCCGACGGCGCGAGAAGCAGGCCGCACUGGAGAGCUCGGGGGCGGGGCCUAUGACGGUGGUCCAGCCCUCUGCCACCAGGCGCUAUAUCCGAUUGGCCGUCAUGGGACUGACCGUGGCCCUAGGGGCUGCGGCCAUCGCUGUGGUCAACACUGCCCUGGAGUGGGCCCCCAAGUUGGACCUGCAUCUCUUCCCCUGACCUCCCCCUCUCCCCGCCUCCUUCCCCCUCACCACCCUCCCUAACCUGACUCCAGCAGGCGCUGUAGAGCUCUCACUUUGUGUUGUCUUUAAAGAUGGAAGGUGGAGGGAGGCUGGUGGGGUUUCCAGGACUCUGAAAGCAGAACGGUUGCGAGCACCCAAUGCCUGGGUUAAGAGCUCAUUCUGUUGACUAGCUUGGCAGGGAAUGGACUUUGAACUGCCAAUUUAAAGAGAGUUAGUGAGCGUAUGAAACAUGUGUGUGUGUGUGUGUGUUCGCUGUCUGUGUAUGUAUGUGUGUGAUCAUGAGUGCUUGCAGGCAUACGUCUAACUGCUUGAGCAUGGGAAGGUUAGGAAUGGACAGUUGUUUUCUGUUUCCCCCAGGAUCUCAGAAGCAGUCAUUCUCUCUCUCUCUCUCUCUCUCUCUCUCUCUCUCUCUCUCUCUCUCUCUCUCUCUCUCUCUCUCUCUCUCUCUCUCUCUCUCUCUCUCUCUGUCUCUCUCUCUCUCCUCAGUUUCUACCUCUCUCGCUCCGUCUCUCUCAUCACUCUGCGAUCACUGUACUGAGACCAAAUACACACCAUUAAAUGAAUCACACUUCCUUAUUUCUAGCACUUAAUUUCAUCAUGAUUAUCCAUAUAUCCUUUUAAGAAGUUAUUUCUUGAUAUCUACAACCACUACACUAUAAGAUGGAAACAACGAAGGGGUUUGUGUCACGUGACUGAAGACAGGCGUCCUCUUCCUGUUUCCUUAGGGAUUGAAGUGUGUGCUUCAGAGGUUCAGAUAUCACCCUUAUGUUUGCUCUACAGCCUACCAUUAAGGUUUUUCCCCUGGGUCUUGGGGGGGGGGGGGGGGGGGGCUUGUUUGUGGGAAGUCCCACAUGAAUUCUCUCUGAAGCACACUUGUAGACUGUCGUUCGAGUAUGAAGCUCUAUAACAAUGUAAGGAAACUUCACUCUUGUCUACGUCCUAUGUCCACAGCUGUAAUCACUGGAUGGCCUGGUCUUCUAGUCCACUUCCUGUUGUCUGACCUGCAGACACAGUAGUGAUUUGAUGGUCCUGCCACAGAACUACAAACAUGGACGUUGUUGAGGCUGAAAGAAGGAUACUCUGGUGCCUGCAUAGUUUCAAGUCAAUAAAUAUAACAAGUUAUUCAGUAUUAUUUGCUGUAGAUUGUGUUUUGUUUUUGCACUGAAAUGGGUUUAUCCCAUGGGUUUUAUUAUCAUUGCACUAAAUCUGCCUUUCAUGUUAAUUUCUGUAAAAAAAUGUUUAGAAAAUGACAAGAUGUACAAUUAUAAUAAACGACUUAGGAUGGA
This is a messenger RNA of Hypomesus transpacificus, 2910 nucleotides long. RefSeq names its product TBC1 domain family, member 20 (gene tbc1d20). The record is from RefSeq and is a predicted model, not a curated record. NCBI's taxonomy places the organism in Eukaryota, Metazoa, Chordata, Actinopteri, Osmeriformes, Osmeridae. Gene Ontology annotation, biological process: positive regulation of GTPase activity; endoplasmic reticulum to Golgi vesicle-mediated transport. The transcript has 8 exons. Gene Ontology annotation, molecular function: GTPase activator activity. Gene Ontology annotation, cellular component: endoplasmic reticulum membrane. The coding region runs from base 402 to 1601 and encodes 399 amino acids.